CAGACGCGACCGGCCCAAGGCCCAACUUUUACCUUUCUCCUUCUGUCGGUCUUUCCGCUUUUCCCCUUUUCUCCGUCUUCCGCCUUUUCCCUCCCUUUCCCUUUUAUUUUCUUUUCCCCACGGCAGCACAAAGCAAAGCAACACCCAAACACCACCGAAUCCCACCGUCCUUGUCCACAAAUCAAACCUUUUCUUUUCUUCCUCACUUUCUCUUCUUCCCUUGAGAACGUUCAAAUAUAAUUCCGAUAAACGUUCCUCUACUUCUACCAGUCUCCUCUGCUCCCGAUCUCGGCCAGCGGCUGCUCUUCUUCCGUGUUAUCACCACUUCCACGAUCUCAUAUCUCUCCGACUUACCCCCAGCUUGUUCGUGACGCUACAUCCAUGGCUUUCAGAGGGCCAAACGCAACAUCAGGGAUGGGCGUUGCAGACAACAGCAAGACCACGUUCCUCGAGCUGCAGAGGAAGAAGGUUCACCGCUAUGUGAUCUUCAAGAUCGACGAGAAGAAGAAACAGGUGGUGGUUGAGAAGACCGGUGGCCCAGCUGAGAGCUAUGAGGAUUUUAGUGCUUCCUUGCCUGAGAAUGAUUGCCGAUACGCGGUCUAUGACUAUGAUUUCGUCACCGCUGAGAAUUGCCAGAAGAGCAAAAUCUUCUUCGUUGCUUGGGUCCCCUGCCGUUUCUCGCAUCCGCGCCAAGAUGCUCUAUGCAACUUCGAAAGACAGCUUCAGAAGGGAGCUUGAAGGCAUCCAUUAUGAAAUCCAGGCCACUGACCCGACCGAGAUCGAUCUGGAGGUGCUGAAAGAGCGUGCAAACUGAGAGCACUUCCCAUCUCUCAACUGUAUACAGAGUCGGUGCAGCUUGAUUGUAUCAAAAUAAUUGAAUCACCUGGGAAGGCUGAUAUCAGGAGCAAGCUUGGCCGCAAGCUUCAUACUGCCAUGAUGCUUCCCAGGUGAAACUGGGAUGGUUGUUGUAAUGUGAUAACAUGUGUUGUGUUCGUUUGUGUCUUCUCUCUUGUGUUUUCUUACACGCCAGGUUAGGU
Messenger RNA from Linum tenue, 1037 nucleotides. The record is from the annotation of a GenBank genome assembly. NCBI's taxonomy places the organism in Eukaryota, Viridiplantae, Streptophyta, Magnoliopsida, Malpighiales, Linaceae.